Messenger RNA from Alnus glutinosa, 850 nucleotides. RefSeq lists its product as uncharacterized. Lineage: Eukaryota; Viridiplantae; Streptophyta; Magnoliopsida; Fagales; Betulaceae. The transcript is spliced from 2 exons. The record is from RefSeq and is a predicted model, not a curated record. Bases 81 to 602 code for a protein of 173 amino acids. Gene Ontology annotation, molecular function: electron transfer activity.
CCUCUCAAUGCCAACAUCUGAUUUUACAAUCUUUUUCUCUAUAAUUUACCUCUUCCUUAAGUUGCUCUCCGACAGAAGAUAUGGGUGGUUUCACUUUUGCACAGGGCCUCCUCAUCCUGAUUGUAACUGCUUCCAUGUUGGCAGUUAGUACGGCCAACAAGGGUUGGCAGUUUGGCUUUAACAACAAUUGGCCUUACAAAGGUGGCCACCAUCAACCAAAAUAUAGACAAGCCCCAAACAAGAUCAUCGUUGGCGGCUCGGAAGGCUGGCGCUUCAACUUCAGCUACACUAAUUGGGCUCUCAAAAAUGGCCCCAUUUACAUAAACGAUACUUUGGUUUUCAAGUAUGCUCCACCAACAACAGACAAUACCACGAUUCCUCACAGCGUAUACUUGCUACCCAACUUUCGGAGCUUCUUAACGUGCAACUUAACUGGAGCGCAGAUGUUGGCCAACGUGACACAAGGCGGCGGGGAUGGCUUCGAGUUCGUGCUCAAAGAGUGGAAGCCUCACUACUUUGCUUGCGGUCAACACGAUGGGGUUCAUUGCGACCUUGGAAAAAUGAAGUUCUUUGUCAUGCCAAUGCUCCGUUGGUUUAGAUAGAUGAUUAAAUAUUAUUAGAGAAAGUGACGCCGGAAACUUACUAUCACUUGCUCAUCUUUUUUUCUUUCUUUAAUCUUCUUAUGUUUGUCUGGCAUUAAAUAAGAGCUAAGCUGUAAUUUUUUUUUUUUAAUUAAAUCCUUAUAUUGGUUUGGAUGUUAUACGUACGGAGGUGUUCUAGUUCUGCAUCCUUGUUGUUCCUUAUUGUAUUGUUUUGUUGGCUAUGUGGACUGAGAGGAAUGUUCAAGGUU